AUGUACACAGAUCAUCAGAGCACUGAUGAUCAGUGUGCCCUGAUUAUCAGUGUAGCCCCAGCAGUGCCACAUAUCAGUGCCACAUUUCAGUGCCACAUUUCAGUGCCCAUCAGUGCACAUCAAUGCCACAUAUUAGUGCCAUCUGAGCUGCCUUUCAAUGUCACCCAUCAGUGCCAGUCAGUGCCACCUAUCAAUGCCAUCAGUGCCACCUAUCAGUGCCGCCUAUCAGUGUCAUAUAUGAGUGCUGCCUUUCAGUGCCCAUCAGUGAUGCCUGUCAAUGCCCAUCAGUGCCACCUACCAGUGCCUCCUCAUCAGUGCCCAUCAGUGCCACCUAUCAGUGUCCAUCAGUGCAGCCUAUCAGUGCACAUCAGUGCAGCUUCAUUAGCGCACAUCAAU
Staurois parvus is the source of this 396-nucleotide messenger RNA. Lineage: Eukaryota; Metazoa; Chordata; Amphibia; Anura; Ranidae. The record is from the annotation of a GenBank genome assembly.